UUCCUGCUCUGUAAUAUUUUACAUCUGUUUGAAUAAAACGCUUACAUAGAGGUUCUGCUUCUCCUCAGUCCUCACUCCGCCGUCCACUUCCGCUCGUUUCCAUAGCUCCAAUCGAAUGGAAAAACUCCCAAUUCUUCAGUUUGAAGAAAAAAUAGUUGAAACAGUAAAGAAAAACGCCGUCACAGUCUUAAUCGGAGAAACCGGUUCAGGCAAAAGUACUCAGCUUUCUCAAAUCCUCUUCCGCCAUGGAUUCGCCGAUUCCGGCACCAUUUGCGUCACUCAACCCCGCCGUGUCGCCGCCGUCUCUGUUGCCCGACGCGUCGCCCAAGAGAUGGGAGUCCGACUCGGGGAAGAAGUCGGGUACGCCAUCCGAUUUGAAGAUCGCACCUCCACCAAAACCCGAAUCAAAUACCUAACUGACGGCGUUCUGUUAAGAGAGAGUUUAUCGGAUCCAGAACUCAGCUCAUAUUCCGUGAUAAUCUUGGAUGAAGCUCAUGAAAGGAGUUUAAACAUGGAUAUUUUAAUGGGUCUUGUGAAACGAUUAGUGGGAAUUAGAAGUUCGUCAAAUUUUAGGGUUUUGAUUACUUCAGCUACACUUGAAGGGGAGAAAGUUUCCGCGUUCUUUGAUGGGUGUCCUGUUCUCAAUGUUCCCGGAAAGUUGUUUCCGGUGGAGGUGAUUUACACCGACGACGUGAACAAGAAUUUCGUUGAGGCUGCGUUAAAGAAGGCGAUUGAUAUACACGUUAAGGAGCCAGAAGGGGAUAUACUGAUCUUCAUGACAGGUCAGGAAGAUAUAGAGAGGUUGGUGCAGAAGCUUGAAGAUCGAGUUCGAAGCUUAGAGGAAGGUUCUGUAAUGGAUGCUGUGAUUUAUCCACUUCAUGGGUCAUUACCCCCUGAAUUACAGGUGCGUGUAUUUAGCCCUCCCCCGAAAAAUUGUAGGAGAUUUAUUGUUGCAACGAAUAUUGCUGAAACUUCUUUGACUGUGGAUGGGGUUGUGUAUGUGAUUGAUUCUGGGUAUGUUAAACAAAGACAGUAUAAUCCUCAAACUGGAAUGUAUUCUUUAGAUGUUGUUCAAAUUAGUAGAGUGCAGGCUAACCAACGGGCCGGGCGGGCUGGGAGGACACGGCCCGGGAAAUGCUAUAGGUUGUAUCCUUCUGUUGUGUAUAAUGAUGAUUUUAUGGAGGCUGCUGUUCCUGAGAUACAGAGAACCUCACUUGCUGGGAGUGUUCUGUAUUUGAAGUCAUUGGACCUCCCUGGGAUUGACAUUCUUAAAUUUGAUUUCUUGGACCCGCCUUCUUACGCCUCUUUAGGUGAUGCACUUAGGCAGCUUUAUCUCAUAGAUGGAAUCGAUGAAAAUGGAGCAAUUACGAGUGUUGGGAGAAUUAUGGCUGAACUUCCAUUGGAGCCUUCUUUGUCUAGGACUUUAAUAGCUGCAAAUGAGAAUGGAACCCUUUCACAGGCUUUAACAAUUGCUGCAAUGUUGUCAGCUGAAACUUCUCUGCUUCCUAGUUUUGCUAAAGGGUCUGAAAAGAAAAGGAAGCACACUCCUUUGAAGCUUCCUGAUGGAGGAGGUUUGGGUGAUCAUAUACAACUUCUGCAGAUCUUUGAAUCGUGGAGUGAAACGAAAUAUGAUAUUGAAUGGUGUAAAGAGUACGGAUUGCAGAUACGAGGGAUGUCGUUUGUCAAGGAUGUUCGUGGGCAGUUAUGUCAAUUGUUGCAGAAGAUGGCCAAAUGUUCGACUGAUGUUCAUGGGAGCCAUAAGUCUAGAGAGAAAAAGAUGGGUUACAGAAACUUGAGGAAGGCGUUGUGUGUUGGUUAUGCUAAUCAGCUUGCUGAAAGGAUGAUGCGCCAUAAUGGGUACCGAACACUUGGGUUGAAGUCUCAACUUGUUCAGGUACAUCCGUCAUCUGUGUUGCAACCCGAUGAGGAUGGAAUGCUUCCGAAUUAUGUUGUGUACCAUGAGUUGAUUACAACAUCUAGUCCGUUUAUGCGGAAUAUUUGUACCGUAGAUAUGCAGUGGAUUUCCCCCAUCUUAAAGAAACUAGAGAAGCUUGAUAUCAAUAAGCUCAGUGGGGGUUUUACUGAUUCUGAGGGUGGCAUUGAGGGGAAGGGACAAGAGGGUUUGAAGAAGGAAGCAACCGUGGAGGACCCUGCUGUCCGCGACAGUAAAAUCAAUGCAGCUCGGGAGCGUUUUCUUGCCCGUAAAGGGAAGAAGUAGCUUUAGGUCUAGAGUUGUCUUUGGCUACGCAUAUCAUUCUUAUAUGAGGUGAAACUUAUCAUUUUUGUAGCAUGUAAUAGCCCUUGUUUGUGUUGAUAUGAGGAGUUCUAAAUUUCACCUUAACUAUAGGCGUACGUUGUUUUUUUAGCUGAUGACCAUAUAACUAACUAGUGUGCACUGUGUUUAUCCUGUUGUAAAGAUGUAAAAUCAGGACCAAUUUGACAUGGGUCAGUUUCUAACUUGCAUCAACUUAUUAGAUUGAUCUGAUUUUUAUGGUUUUUGUUUUUCA
Molecule: messenger RNA, 2507 nt
Organism: Spinacia oleracea (spinach)
Lineage: Eukaryota; Viridiplantae; Streptophyta; Magnoliopsida; Caryophyllales; Amaranthaceae
Product: probable pre-mRNA-splicing factor ATP-dependent RNA helicase DEAH4
Exons: 1
Coding region: 116-2218 (700 amino acids)
Cellular component (GO): intracellular anatomical structure
Molecular function (GO): helicase activity; RNA binding; ATP hydrolysis activity
Source: RefSeq, a predicted model, not a curated record